Molecule: messenger RNA, 954 nt
Organism: Cyphellophora attinorum
Lineage: Eukaryota; Fungi; Ascomycota; Eurotiomycetes; Chaetothyriales; Cyphellophoraceae
Product: Aquaporin-2
Exons: 1
Coding region: 1-954 (317 amino acids)
Biological process (GO): transmembrane transport
Cellular component (GO): plasma membrane
Molecular function (GO): water channel activity
Source: RefSeq, a predicted model, not a curated record
AUGGGCGCCACCACAAUCGCUUCUCGAGAUUUAGAGGCCCAGAAGAGGGGAUCUUCGAUGGGCUUGCUUAGCCGCAUCCCCGCAAAGGUCCAGAAUCACUUUGUGGCCGCGAUGGCAGAAUUCAUGGGGACGUUCCUAUUCCUUUUCUUCGCAUUUGCAGGCACACAAACGGCCAAUGCACCCCGAAGUAUCACAGGCGACGAAAAUACCGACAUCCCUCAAGGUCCUGAUCCGCUAGUCCUGCUGUACAUUAGCACUUGCUUCGGAGUCUCUCUCACAGCUACCGUAUGGAUCUUCUUCCGCAUCUCCGGUGGGGUGUUUAAUCCUGCCGUUACCAUCGGCUUGUGUCUCGGCGGAGCAGUGCCCAUAAUUCGUGGUAUCGUGGUCAUUCCCGCGCAGAUCAUUGGCGGCAUUGUUGCAAGCCUCGUCGUCAAGUACCUCUUUCCCGGUCCGCUGGCAGUGACUACCACACUCAGUCUGCCCACGACUCCAGUCCAGGGUAUGUUCAUCGAGAUGAUGCUCACGGCGCAACUCGUCUUCACGAUCUAUAUGCUGGCUGUUGAGAAACAUCGUGCGACGUUCCUUGCUCCUCUCGGGAUCGGGCUCUCCCUGUUCACAGCAGAGCUGGCCGGCGUCUAUUACACUGGUGGCUCACUCAAUCCCGCCCGCAGCUUCGGCCCCUGUGUAGCAAACAGCGACUACCCUGAGUCACACUGGAUCUACUGGGUCGGUCCAAUCCUCGGAGCGAUCUUCGCCACUGGCUUCUACAAGUUGCUGAAGCUCAUGAGCUAUGAGCGCGUCAACCCGGGCCAAGACGGCGAGGGUGCAACUUUCGCUCUGCUGGAUGAUGACUUCCACACAAGGUCUUCUUCGCAUGCGCUUGCGCUGAAUCAGAGCUUCGGUCGGCCCUUGUCGAUCCCGGAGAGCUUGAUCGAUCGUCGUUCUGUCGUUUGA